AAAAAGAGAGAGAGAAGGAAGGAGGGAGAAAGCGAGUGUGCAGCUUUGAGGCGUUCCAUCAUCCGCCAAACUCCUGCAGCUUCCCACUUCCCUCCUCCUCCUCCUCCUCCUCCUCCUCCUGGAGAAAGAGAGAGAGAGCAACAGAGAGAGGAAGAGAGAGAGAGAGAGAGGGGCAGCAACAGAGAGAGAGCGAGAGAGUCGCGCUUACAAGCCAGCGGAGAAGAGACGUCAAGAGGAGGAUCUACAAAGGGAGGGGGGAAAAAAUCCUUCUCUCUCUCUCUUCUGCUGCCUCUCUUCGUGCGUCCUACGGGCAGCGAGGAGCGAAGAGGAGCGAGGAGGGAUCCGGCUGGCGUAUUUCCUGCGCUGCUUCCCCGCGAUCUCUGUGGCCGUAUCACAGUGCGUGGAGCGCAGGGAGAGAGAGCGGCCGACGGCUUGAUCGGUGACAUCGCUCCGCGGCUGAAGACGAGCACCGUAGAGGAACCAGGAUGCUUAACAACCUGACCGACACGGAGGAGGGGGACGGGGGAGCCCAAAGCCAGGGUGACAGUAACCCCAAGGAGAGCAGCCCCUUCAUCAACAGCAGUGAUGCUGCCGCAGAAAAGAGCCAGCAGUAUGACGGCAAGAACAUGGCCUUGUUUGAGGAGGAGAUGGACACCAGCCCCAUGGUGUCGUCUCUCCUCAGCAGCCUGGCCAACUACUCCAACCUGCCCCAAGGCAGCAAGGAGCACGAGGAGGCCGAGAACAACGAGGCCGAGUCAUCGCGCAAGAAACCCGUCAAGGCCCCCCAGCUCGGCACUCUGAUGGGCGUCUAUCUGCCGUGCAUCCAGAACAUCUUCGGAGUGAUCCUCUUCCUCAGGAUGACCUGGUUGGUGGGAAUCGGAGGCGUCUUCGGGACGUUCAUCAUUGUCUUCAUCUGCUGCUCCACAACCAUGCUGACUGCCAUCUCGAUGAGUGCCAUCGCGACCAAUGGAGUGGUGCCAGCUGGAGGCUCCUACUACAUGAUAUCCCGUUCGCUGGGUCCCGAGUUUGGGGGAGCGGUGGGGAUCUGUUUCUAUCUGGGGACCACCUACGCUGGAGCCAUGUACAUCCUGGGGGCCAUCGAGCUCCUCCUGAUCUACAUAGCUCCCAAAGCGGCCAUCUUUCCCCUGGAAGGGUUGGAAGGUGCUGAGGCGGAGGCUGCCCUGCUUAACAACAUGCGCGUGUACGGCACCAUCCUGUUGACCUCCAUGGCAACGGUGGUGUUUGUCGGCGUCAAGUACGUCAACAAGUUGGCCCUGGUGUUUCUGGCCUGCGUCAUCCUCUCCAUCCUGGCCGUCUACGCCGGCGUCAUCAAGACCGCCAUCGACGCCCCCGACUUCCCUGUGUGUGUCUUGGGGAACCGAACGUUGGUGUGGAAGACCUUCGACGUGUGUGCCAAGACCGUCGAGACGGCUAAUGGGACGGUCACCACCCAGCUGUGGCGCAUGUUCUGCGAUUCACCUCUCCUCAAUGCGACCUGCGACACGUACUUCGCUGCCAACAAUGUGACCAAGAUCCAGGGCAUCCCGGGAGUCACCAGUGGAAUCCUAGCAGAGAACUUGUUCGGGACCUACUACGAGAAGGGGGACCUGAUCGCCAAGAAGGACAUGUACUCAGCGGAGGAGCAGGACGAUCCACUGACCAACUCUAACCGCUACGUGUUGGCUGACAUCACCAGCUUUUUCACGCUGCUCGUCGGCAUCUACUUCCCCUCUGUGACAGGGAUCAUGGCCGGCUCCAACCGCUCAGGUGACCUGCGUGACGCCCAGAAGUCUAUCCCCAUCGGAACCAUUGCAGCCAUCACUACCACCUCCUUUGUCUACAUGUCCAGCGUGAUCCUGUUUGGUGCCUGCAUCGAGGGUGUUGUCCUCAGAGACAAGUUCGGAGAGGGGGUGCACGGGAACCUGGUGAUUGGCACGUUGGCCUGGCCGUCACCGUGGGUGAUCGUGAUUGGCUCCUUCUUCUCAACCUGCGGGGCGGGGCUGCAGAGUCUGACGGGCGCUCCCCGUCUCCUGCAGGCCAUCGCAAAGGACAACAUUGUGCCUGCCCUUCGGAUCUUUGGCCACGGGAAGGCCAACGGAGAGCCCACGUGGUCCCUCCUGUUGACAGCUUGUAUCUGCGAGAGCGGCAUCCUCAUCGCCUCCCUGGACGCAGUGGCUCCCAUCCUCUCCAUGUUUUUCCUGAUGUGUUACAUGUUUGUGAACCUGGCCUGUGCCCUGCAGACGCUGCUGAGGACUCCAAACUGGAGACCUCGCUUCAAGUUCUACCACUGGGCUCUGUCCUUCCUGGGGAUGAGCUUGUGUCUCACUCUCAUGUUCAUCUGCUCCUGGUACUAUGCCAUUGUCGCCAUGGUGAUUGCCAGCUCUAUCUACAAGUAUAUUGAGUUUGCAGGUGCGGAGAAAGAGUGGGGUGACGGGAUACGAGGUCUGUCUCUGAGUGCGGCGCGCUACGCUCUCAUGCGGCUGGAGGAGGGGCCCCCGCACACCAAGAACUGGAGGCCUCAGUUGCUCGUGCUGGUCAGCACAGACGGCGAGCAAAACGUGGAGCAGCCUCGUCUGCUUUCCCUGACCAACCAGCUGAAGGCAGGAAAAGGCCUGACCAUUGUCGGCACAGCUCUGGAGGGCACCUACCUGGAGAACUCCGACCAGGCCCAGCGGGCAGAGCAGGCACUGCAUAAACUGAUGGAAACCGAGAAGGUGAAGGGCUUCUGUCAAGUCACCGUGUCGUCGAAUCUGCGUGACGCUACAUCCCACCUGCUCCAGGCCAGUGGGCUGGGAGGCCUGAGACAUAACGCUGUGCUGGUCUCCUGGCCACGCAACUGGAGGCAGGGAGACGAGCACCAGACCUGGAGGAACUUUGUCGAGUUGGUCCGAGAAACCACUGCCGCUCACCACGCUCUGCUCGUCCCAAAGAACAUCGCGGCCUUCCCGUCCAAUGGCGAGCGAUUCACUGAGGGUCACAUCGACGUGUGGUGGAUCGUCCACGAUGGAGGCAUGCUGAUGCUGCUGCCCUUCCUCCUCCGACAGCACAAGGUGUGGAGGAAGUGCAAGAUGCGCAUCUUCACCGUGGCCCAGUUGGACGACAACAGCAUUCAGAUGAAAAAAGACCUGACCACGUUCCUCUAUCAUCUCCGUAUCGACGCUAUGGUGGAAGUUGUAGAAAUGCACGACAGCGACAUCUCGGCCUACACUUACGAGAAGACCCUGGUGAUGGAGCAACGGUCGCAGAUGCUCAAACAGAUCAACUUGACCAAGACUGAGCGAGAGAGAGAGAUCCAGAGCAUCACCGAUUCUUCCCGUGGGUCAAUCCGCCGCAAGAACCCUGCCGCCGUGACCACCCAGCUGAGUGUGACCGAGGAGCCGCCGGCAGCAGCCAGCAAGGAGGAGAAGCCUGAGGAAGAGUCAAAGUCGGCCUCUUCCCCUGUGUCCUCCCCUGCUCAGGUCCAGCUGAUCCACGACAACACCACCCCGGCCAGCCCCGCGACCCCGGCCGCCCCGGCGACCCCCGCCGAGGCGGCUCAGAGCCCCGGCGAGCAGGUCCAGAUGACCUGGACUGAGAAGUGUGACGGGGAGCCGGCCAAGCCGCCCGGCGCCGCCACACCGGAGGGCAUCAAGGACAUCUUCAACAUGAAGCCUGAGUGGGAGAACCUGAACCAGUCCAACGUGCGACGCAUGCACACAGCGCUCCGGCUGAAUGAAGUCAUCAUCAAAAAGUCCUCGGAGGCCAAGCUCGUGCUCCUCAACAUGCCCGGGCCGCCCAAGAACCGGACUGGUGACGAGAACUACAUGGAGUUCCUCGAGGUCCUGACCGACGGGCUGAACCGGGUCCUCCUGGUCCGCGGAGGCGGCCGCGAGGUCAUCACCAUCUACUCCUGAAAGAGCAGCCUCCCCCUCCCCACCUCCACCCCGACGACCAUCCCCCUCUACCCCUCCCCCCCCCGCCCCCCGCUCCCGUGUCACCUGUGCUCUCGCUCCCUCAUCAGCGCUGCUUCAUCUUCACGACGUCCCUCUCUUGUCGUGUCUUUCUGUGAGAUAGUCGUCUCCACGCCCGAGUCGACAGCUCCGCUCAGCUUCAGCACUGCCUCCUCCUCCUCCUCCUCCUCCUCCUCCUCCUCCUCCUCCGCCGACCGGUGAGCUGCAUCACAUGCUCAGCUACCGAACCCCUUCAUUUUACUCUGAUAAGAUAGUGUAUCUGUUGUAGGCUCUGGACUAAUUCGGACGCUGUCUAGAUUUGUUCUUAGAUACUUUUUUGCCAAUUUGUAAUCUACUGUAGUAACUCGCAUUUAAUCGGAGGCGAUGAAGGAGGAGGAGGAGGAGGUGGUGUGUGUGUGAGUUGUUAUCUGAGGCGUGAGCGCACAUGCAUGUAUCUGUCUUUGUCCUUGUGUCCGUCUUUGUGUUAAUCUGAAGACUCUUCUUCUUCUUGGUUGUUUUUUUUCUGUUGUUGUUGUUUUUUGUUCUUUUCAAAUACAAGUGUGGCAUAGAAGCAGCAUCCGCUCUGAGAGAAGCUGAGCCUGCUGAAAUGAGCUCAGCGUAGGUUUUAAUCUGUUUGGUUCCCGCGUGGUGAUCGAACAAACCUCCCACGGCGUCUCCGACCUGCCGUCUCUGAUGAGAUUUGUCCUUUAAGGGCAAAAGACACUGCUACCUACAGUCAGCUGGAGAAAGAAGAGGAAGAAGAAGAGGUGGAAGAAGAAGAA
Molecule: messenger RNA, 4711 nt
Organism: Scophthalmus maximus (turbot)
Lineage: Eukaryota; Metazoa; Chordata; Actinopteri; Pleuronectiformes; Scophthalmidae
Gene: slc12a5a
Product: solute carrier family 12 member 5a
Exons: 26
Coding region: 486-3893 (1135 amino acids)
Biological process (GO): chemical synaptic transmission; chloride transmembrane transport; chloride ion homeostasis
Cellular component (GO): membrane
Molecular function (GO): potassium:chloride symporter activity
Source: RefSeq, a predicted model, not a curated record